UUCCGUCUCCAUAAAGAAACUACCUUGUUAAUCUUGCGAGUAUGGAUUGCAACGACGCUGCAGCAGUAUUAAAAUUAGAAAAACACCUGGCCCUGCUUAAAGAGGAAUAUACGAAGUUACAACGAAAUUAUGGGGAAUUGGAACGCAAGUAUGGAGAAGUUAUCGCAUCAACAUCGGAUUUAGAAUCAACAGGACAGUUAAGCAGUUUUGUAUCGCGACUUUUAUUGACUGUUACCUCAUUGUAUGGGCGUUCGGUUUACUCUGAUAUAAGCAUAAGAACUAGUGCCAAAGUUAUGCCGGCGCACAAAUUUGUGCUCCAUGCUCGGUCAGAUGAGUGGGGCGAAGAAGUUCUUGAGGGAAAGCAGGAAUUGGAUUGGUCUGAUUUGGAAGAGGAUAUUGCGAUGUCCCUGUUACGGUGGACCUAUACGGAUAUAGUCGACUUGAAAAAUGAUAGGCUUGCUUUAGGCCUUCUACGUGUGUCCCAUCGAUUUGGUUUACCAACACUUUUGGGCUUGUGUGAGCGUGCUUUGGUAGCUUCGGUGGGCGUGCGGUCCUGUGUUCGAUUCUACUGUGUGGCAGAGGAAGUGGGAGCUUCUACUCUACUUGAAUAUUGCUCAGGAAUCAUAUCUACACACUGGGAUGAUUUGACUGCCCAGGAUUUCGAACACAUGUCUGGGCCUCUGCUGUUUAAAAUGCUAAAAAGCAAAACAAAGUACCCGCUUCAUGCCGCUGUUCGGCUGUUGCGCGAGGACGUUGUAUUCUUGUGCCUUAUUGAAAAUGAUGGAAUGUUACCAGAGCUGGUCAAUGUUUUGUCUGAAGACGGACAAUUACCACUCCAAAUGGCUUUAUGCGCUAAAAACUUGGCGAUCGCUCAAACUCUUAUAAAAAAUGGAAAUGCCGAUGUAAACGCCUAUGACGCCAAAGGCUCGACAUUGCUUAUAGAUGCUGUAACAAGAUCAGAUGAAUUUGCUGCAAAUUUUUUACUAGAUCAUGGAUGUAGUACGGAUCUUCUCUCCAGACCAUCAGCUGAUACCGCACUUCACAUUAUCUCCAGCUAUACGCGUACUAAGACAAACCAUGACACUUUUGAACGCAUGCUUAACGUUGGUAAAAAGAUCCUGCAACAUAAGCCUAAUGUCAAUAUUCAAAAUUUAAAAGGACAGACACCAUUACACGUUGCGAUUAUUUCGGAAAACACCGCUAUGGUGAAUCUAUUACUGGACGAUCCAAAUAUAGACAUCAACAUUCGAUCGAAAGACGAGAAGUGUGCCUUAGAAUUGAGUUUAAGACAAAGUAUGUCAUCAUCUAAUGAGGGGUUGGAGCUGGCAGCAAAACUGCUUAGACUAGGCGCAGAGCCAAACCCUUUAAAGUCGGUAACACGUGACAGUUUAUUACAAGUACUCUGUGAUGGAGGGAAACCAUUUGAGGAAGCCGCCAUAUUUUUAGCUGAUUUUGCCAAUUUAAACCAUGUAAAUGAAAGCGGAUUCACUGCGUUGCAUAUCGGUGCGCAGCAUAAUCUUGCCAGAUUGGUUGCAAAAUUACUUUCUUUAGGAGCUGAACCUAAUGUCCAACCGAUAGCUGCGGGUUUAAAGUCAGCUCUACACAUAGCUGUGAAGGCGAAUGCUAUGGAGGUUAUCAAACAGUUUGUUCAGUUUCAAAGCCAAGGAGAUCAAAAGCAUAAACCUGAUUUUAACUGCAAAGAUGCAGGUGGUGACUCACUCUUAAGCCUUAGUUUGGCUCUAAAUCAAACCCAUCUUGUUCCCAUACUUAUAAACGGUGGUGCUGAUAUCAAUGUAAGAAACGGCCGUGACCUUACAUUACUUCAACAGGCCAUACUAAACAAAGAUAGCGAAAUGGCGUUAUUUUUAUUAGAUCAGGGAGCUGACAUUAAUUCGUUAACAGGUCAACAGCAGACCGUUUUGGAGUUGUCUAUAAACUGUAACUUGCCAAAAGUGGUGGACGCGUUGUGCAAACGGGGGGUGGCACUUAGUGCUCAGGAAAAUGGUAGGGAUAUGCCAUUAUGGACAGCUUUGGAACUGGGUUUUGAUGAUGUUGCGCAAGUGCUCGUACAUCACGGUGUCGACACGGACUGCUGGAGCUCAGGGCCCGACGGAUGCCUGCAGACGCUUUUGCAUCGUGCAAUCGACGAAAAUAAGGAAACCAUUGCAAUAUUUCUAAUACGAAGUCAAUGCGAUUUAGAUUCCCCACGUCAGCCGGGACCGAAUGAUGAGAAUUGUGAGAUCGCUAAAGAAAAGGCAUCUCCGCUGCAUCUCUGCUGUCAGUGGGGCCUGACAAAGGUAUUGCAGACAUUAAUCGACCAUGGAGCCAGUGUCAAUGCUGUAGACGCAGAAAACAAGACUCCUUUGCACAUUGCAAUUGAAAACCAACAUGAGGAAAUCAUUGCCAUUCUGCUCUGCCAUCCCGGCAUUGACUUAAAAGUGCGUGAUAAUACGGGAAACACCCCCUUUGCUUCUGCUUUGGCGAUACGCAACCAUAAGGCAGCGCAAAGAAUACUUGAUCGACUCCCAAAUGCAGCCGAACAAAUGGAUCAACGUGGCCGCAACUUUCUUCACAUCGCCAUUAUGAGGGAUGACCUUGAGAGUGUUCUAUUUCUAUUGGCCAUACAAGUGGAUGUGAACUCACGGGUGCACGAUGCUACCCAGUCCACACCAUUGCAUUUAGCUGCUACUUCGCAAACUGAGAUGAUAACGCGCAAUCUUAUUCUAGCUGGUGCACGGAUCAACGAGCGAGACGCCGCGCAGAAGAUGCCUUUACAUAUUGCAGUAGAGCGCGGUAACCUAUCUGCAGUAUCUGCCCUAAUUCAAAACAACGCUGAUUUCGACGCUACUGAUGCCGAAGGGAACAACGCUCUUCAUAUAGCCGUACGUGGCGGCCAGCUAUCAAUUGUUAGAGAGUUGCUGACAGAGUCACGCGUAAAUGCUGAGGCGUUAAAUCUAAAGGGUCGUAAUCCUAUGCACGAGCUGUGCCGCGUCGUAGAGGAUAACAACGGGGCGUCCAUAUGUGAAUUGUUUCUUGAGUGCAUGCCGACGUAUCCCAUUAAUGCGCCUGAUAUGGACGGCAACACACCAUUGCUGAUAUCGUUUAUGCGUGGACAGGCGCCGCUUUGCAAAGUCCUUGUUAAGAAUGGUGCGUGCUUGGGCACUGAAAACAGGGAUGGAAUAAAUAUUUUUAAUUUUAAAUUGGCCACGGAUCAGUUGCUACACAAAUUGUUGGACCAGUUACCCCAAGAAUCGCCGUGGGCUGAAUCGGAUCUGUGCCAGGAAUGUCACAUAAAGUUUUCCCUUACUAUGCGGAAACAUCAUUGCAGGCAUUGUGGUAGAGUACUGUGCUCAAAAUGUUCCAACAACGACGUUCCCAUUCUUAAAUUUGGUAUUAACAAACCUGUAAGAGUUUGCGGUGUCUGUUUUAAUGUACUUCAUGGCAGUAGCAUAUGAUAUCCUCUAUGAUAAAAGUAUUUAAAAAACUCUA
Scaptodrosophila lebanonensis is the source of this 3489-nucleotide messenger RNA. Its product is annotated as rabankyrin-5. Gene Ontology annotation, molecular function: transmembrane transporter binding; metal ion binding. Gene Ontology annotation, cellular component: cytoplasm; membrane; axon initial segment. The record is from RefSeq and is a predicted model, not a curated record. Bases 42 to 3455 code for a protein of 1137 amino acids. Gene Ontology annotation, biological process: neuronal action potential; negative regulation of delayed rectifier potassium channel activity. The transcript is spliced from 6 exons. Lineage: Eukaryota; Metazoa; Arthropoda; Insecta; Diptera; Drosophilidae.